This is a messenger RNA of Neopsephotus bourkii (Bourke's parrot), 5905 nucleotides long. It is a transcript of the gene PLEKHM3, whose product is annotated as pleckstrin homology domain containing M3. The coding region runs from base 226 to 2505 and encodes 759 amino acids. NCBI's taxonomy places the organism in Eukaryota, Metazoa, Chordata, Aves, Psittaciformes, Psittacidae. The transcript has 7 exons. The record is from RefSeq and is a predicted model, not a curated record.
UUUCUUAGAGGGACAGUAGCCCACUUGAUUCAAGUCUUCUACCUGAAUGCAUAUUGAUUUGAUUCCUUUUUGCUACGAAGGAUUGUAGCUGGUGAAUGUAUUUGCCCCACCACCUCUAAGUUAAUGGUGUGCCAAGGACAGAUAAGAAACAGCUCUUUGUCUGGAUAUUGAUGUGUUAUCUUCUUGCAGCAUCGCAACACCUUGUGCCCACUGGCAGCACAGGAUAUGGAGGCUCUUGAGGUUGAUGACAUUAGCCCUGCCUUGGAAGUGACUGAAGACUUUUUCAAUAGUUUUGAUACAAAGCUUGAAAAGAUUGUGCAGCCCUCUGAGGUGUAUGGCGUGCAUGAGGUCCCCGAACUGGUUGGGCAUGAGGUAUUUGACCAGAUCACAGAAAGCAGGAACCUGAGGAAUGUCGCCUCCUUAGCCAAAAGUACCCUCAUCUGGGAUCACUGCAAAAAUGGCCUCUUGGAAACCAAAGCUCAGACAGCAUUCCCCGCCAAAGACCAGCGUGUGGUGCAGAAGGGAACAGCUGCUGACAACCUUGCUUGGGCAGGGGAAGGGGAGACCACAGCUUUUAAUAUCUUCCAUAUCUGCCAGCGGAGGAGAGACAGGCCUCGCUCGGUGAAUGACAUCCUGGGGCAGAAUGAGGAAGCCUCCACAUUCAAACCAGGGCACAACAGGUCACGCUCUGAUAUCAGCCAUGUAAACUGGGGAGUGGUCUUCACGGGGACCUCCCUGCAGCAGCCACCUGCGCCCGGUCAGGACAAUAACUGUGCUCUGCUCUCUUACCUGGCACUAACCAAGGGAGAGGACAUCCAAGGAAACACAGAACACAAGCCAAUGUUCCCAAAUAUUCUGAAGAAGGGAUACUUAGAAAUCAGAAGAGGCAGCGACAGUUACUGGCAAACCUGUUACGCUGAGCUCACCCCGUACAAACUGUACCUGUAUUGCUUGGACAGCAGUGGCAACCAGACUCUUCCCAGCGUGUAUCCGCUCAUGCAUUUUCAAAGGGUCACUGUCAGCGGUUGCAUUGAAACCAAAGUGGUGGAUGCUGUCCUGUCAGACAACUCGCAGCUACAGCUGAAGGCAGAGUCCUCAUGGGAGGCUUUGGACUGGGGACAGAAACUCUGGGAAUUGGUGCGUGCUUCUGUGCCUGUUUUCACAAGACCACAGGAGAAACUGGAGAAUGUGCCAAAGCCUGAAAAUAACAGUGACCUUUCCAAAACCAAUGGAUUGUUAGAGAAGCCUAUGGAGCUCUUCCUAUCCAUGAAUUUGACUGAAAACACUAAAGAGUACCAAAAUAUCCUCAAAUCAGGGACUCUUUAUAGGUUGACUGUCCAGAAUAACUGGAAGGCAUUUACUUUUGUCUUGAACAGGUCUUAUCUCAUGGCAUUUCAACCGGGUAGGCUGGAUGAAGAUCCUCUGCUGAGCUACAAUGUGGAUGUGUGCCUGUCAGUCCAGACAGAUACUCAGGAUGACUGUGACUCUUGCUUUCAGGUCAUUUUUCCCCAAGAUGUCCUCCGCCUGCGGGCAGAGACCCGUCAGAGGGCUCAGGAGUGGAUGGAGGCACUGAGAGCAGCAGCCAAUGCUACUAGAAGUUUAACUCAGAACCCACAGGUCACGCUUCGGAACAAACCUGGAGAUCGCCCCUUUGGAAACGAUCUUAGGAAGAGCAAGCGCCAGUCUGUGACCACCAGCUUCCUGAGCAUCCUGACCACGCUGUCUCUAGAGAGAGGGCUCACAGUUCAGAGCUUCAAGUGUGCAGGCUGUCAGCGCUCCAUAGGCUUGUCCAAUGGGAAAGCCAAGGUGUGCAGCUACAGUGGAUGGUAUUACUGCAGCACCUGCCAUGUGGAUGACACCUUCCUUAUCCCAGCACGGCUCGUUCAUAACUGGGACACUUCCAAAUACAAGGUAUCAAAGCAAGCCAAAGAGUUCCUGGAAUAUGUUUAUGAGGAGCCAUUGAUCGAUAUCCAGCAGGAAAAUCCCAUGUUGUACAAGCACGCUGAACCUCUGGCAACUGUUGUCCGCCUGAGACAGCAGCUAAAAUCUCUCCGAGCCUAUUUGUUCAGCUGCAGAGCAGCAGUGGCUGAAGAUCUGCGUAGAAGGAUUUUUCCCAGAGAGUAUCUUCUCCAGCAAAUCCAUCUUUAUUCUCUCGCAGACCUUCAGCAGGUUAUUGAAGGAAAGCUGGCUCCUUUCUUGGGGAAGGUGAUCAAGUUUGCCACCUCUCAUGUGUACAGCUGCAGCCUUUGUAGUCAAAAGGGUUUCAUUUGUGAGAUUUGCAACAAUGGAGAAAUCCUUUACCCCUUUGAGGACAUUUCUACAAGCAGGUGUGAAAGCUGUGGUGCUGUCUUCCACUCUGAGUGCAAAGUGAAGGCUGUGCCAUGCCCCAGGUGUGUGCGUAAGGAAUUGCAGAAGAAGCAGAAAUCCUUCUGGAGGCGACUGAAUAUGGAUGAAAACUUUGAAGAGUCUUGCAACAUGUUUGAGUUAUCAUAUCAGAACACAUGAGUUCCUGGAGGCAGUGGCCAGCCUGAAGAGAAUCCCUUUCCCAGCUGCCAGCUGAAGCAACUUCUCGGCCUAGCCAGGCAGAAAUCUUUUUGCAAAGUAUUAUCUGACCUUCUUCAUCUGUGAAUAGCAGCUGCCAAAGUGGCCGUAAAGCCUUGUUGGCUUUGAAAUACCAAUGGCUAAACUGCAUUUUGCAUUGAAGUCCAGCCGCUAGCUCUCAUGAAAUGUGGUUUACUUGAAAUGCUAUAGGUCUAGCUAAUUAAGCACCAAACUUUUCCUUUUCCACCUCUGGAGAAGACUUUCUUUGAAGGCAGAAAAUACUUGCUGCCACAACCACAUUAAUUUUAUGUUGUUAAUUUAGAAUUGAUGAACCAUCUACUUAUUUAUAUGUAUUAUUUAUUUAUUAUUAGUCUCGGCAGAGGUUCUGGUGAGGUGUUUCACAGAACCCAGUGGGGCAGGAAUGAUUUUAAACCCACCUGCUCUUUCUGAUGUGGACACAUGGUUCCAUUUUCUCAUGUUUCCAGAGAGCUGUUCUUAAAAGGAUUGGUGCAUUUACAUGUCCCUUCUUGAGGAAAGAAUAGUAUCUCCCAUCAAACCUUAUUUGGGGUGCUUGCAAUCAUAAGAUACAGAAUAAUUCCUUCAGCUAUAUUUAUGUAUUUAGAAUCAACUCAGUGAUCUAUUCCAUAUGCAGAUAAGCAGGGGACUUGCUACUUCAGGCUGCGUAUAUCAGUAAAGCUCGGUCACUGAAGCCCAUUGAGUUUUAGGCUGGUUAUUCUCCAUCUAUGUGAGACCAUGUCUUCAUCUCCAGUAACAUGAUGUUGGUUCUGACCUCCUGCUAGUCUCACAUUUCAAAGCAUUUUAAGUGUCCACACUGGGUUUGGUUUUAUUUCAUGAAGUUUACUUUUAAGUGUUUCUCUAACCUGAACUUGUUAGACUCAUAGUCAGGAAAGUGGUCCUGCCCACAGUAAUCAGAAAAUACCUCCAAAAUUGUGAAACACUAGUUUGCAGUGUUAAUGUGCAACUUGGGUCCUGCAUUCUCUGCAAGCUCUAAGGGAUUUUAUACUUCUGUAGUGACAUCCAUGGUGGAGAACAAAGUUCCUUGAGGUAUGGUUCUGCUCCACACACCUGUAACACAGGGAAGUAUUGAAAGCAGUGGGUUACAUGUACUGUAAAAGGGAAAUACAUGAUGGAUUUAACUGGGGAGAUGUGUCAUUACUGACAGUAUGUUUGAUUCAUUGUAGCUUCACCUCCAGUGAGCACUUAGAAAUCAUCCUUCCUCCAAUCCACAUUCUUAAAUCUUUCUCCAGACUGUGCAAUAAUAUGUGUAUUACAUACAUACGAAAGCGUUGACAUACACACACACAUCUAUAUACAGAAAGCAAAUAUGGUUUCAGGAGAAAUAAGCCAGUCAUAUAUGGUUUUUUCCUCUCCUCUGACAUAGGGUUGUGAAAAUGGGAAUACUUUGCUUCCUAUAUUAUCUGCAGGCUGUUGUAUUCAAAGCAGAAAGCAGUCUUGAUUGUUGAAACACCUCACUAAUUGCUUAAGUAUCUUAAAUAAAGGAACAGGGUACAUCAUGCUUACAUUAAAAGAUAGAAUGCUACAAUGAGUUGCUUUGUACUGGAGUAUAUGUGGUUACAUUUCCCAGCCUCCAGUCAAAGAAAGUAGGUGAAGCUGAGCUUUCUCAAACUGAGUGCAACUACUGUGUAUAUAGAAGCAUGUUUAUAUCUGUAUACAUUAGACGACCAGUGCCUUUCUUUUUCUGAAGUCCUUCUCUCAGUAGGAUUCUUUGGAAGGAAGUAAGGGUUUUUCCAUGUUCUUGGCAAAGUAGUAUAGGGAUUCAAUUAUUUAACAAACCUGGUGAAUCAUGCACCUUUGUCACUAAAAUUAAUACUUCCCCUACAACAGUGAUGUCUGUCUUGGCUCACUGUUCCUCAUGCAAAAUGAGUUGCUUUUGGCUAUCAUCCUUAAAGAUAGAAUGUUCCUUGCAAGUCCAUUCCCAUGUGAAGAAUUCCCUGCAUGUUCACAAAUGCAAACAUUGAGGAAGUAUUGUGGAAUUAGUCAUGCAAACAGGAACUGCAGUGCUACUGGCUGAAUAAACAGUACGCUCCCAUGUUUUUCAGCAUGUGUCACCACAGCUAGUCCUUUGGCAAAGCCAACAGCUCUGAAACUCAGAAUCUGGCAGGUACUAUUUUGAAUUAGCUCUAGACAGAAUGGUGGGUCAUUAAAGAAAAAAAAGAUGGUGCUUCUCAUAUCAUCCUGCUCUGGUAUCUAAGACGCCUUAUAGCACUGGUUCAUGUCCAGCUCGGUUUAGGUGUGGAUGCUUGUGUGUGUUGUCAGAAACCCUACAGAGUCAAGGAAUCAAGGUUCAGACAUUGGAGACUACUAGUUAUGUUGUCAGAUGUCCUGAUCUCCAAAGCACCAGUUGUGUGGGAGGUUAAAUGUUCUAGUUGAAUGCUGGCAUAACAGCACAGACAGCACAAGAGUUACUCUGAGUUUGUACAGGUGUUACAGAACAGUUUCUUUGCUAAUGGAGGUUUACAAUGAAAAGAGUUUGAUGUCAGUGAAAGCACUGGAAUUAGUCUUGGGCCUGGAACCACUGCUGUUGCUAACAGCAAAGAGCAAAAGCGAGUUUUUACAAUAUACUGGUGGCACCCAAAGCUUUAUGCAAAAGGAUGCUGUACAAGUCAGAUUCAUUUCUUUAAAAUUCAGUGUUCUUGGAAACAAGACAGUUCCUAAAAUGGACACACAUGUAUUUCUGCUUUGGAAAAGUAAUAACAGCUUCUCAUGCUAGCUAUAGGAGCAGACUGUAAUAUGGAAGAUGCUUUCCUCUCAGGGAUGCCCAGCUUCUACCCAAUAGAAGUAACUCCAUAUGAAUGCAUAAGAUAAAGUCUUCUGUCACAGUUGCAUAAGCAUAACAAAAGCUUGAUCCUGCCCUCAGAGGGUGCUGAUGCGGUAGGAACAUACCCUAUUCAUUUUUCUGGACUGCAAGGCAAAAGGAUUAACUGAAACUACUGUUCACGUUGCUAACGCCCAAAAGGCCCAACUCUGAAGGAACAGUUUUCCUGCAAGAGCCAUCUGCUAGCAGGAGACUCAGCCUGGGGUUCUGUAGAUGGUUUGGGUUUCAGACAGCACUAUGCCCUCACAUGAUUGUCUCUGCUAUACAACAGUGCUGCAUGCUGGUACCUACUGCUAGCUACUCAUUUUCUCCCUUCUGCAGCCCAUAGCUUGCAUGUGGCUCUGUUCGGCAGACUUCUGGGUGGGCAUCAGCUGGAAAAGUACCUGGGGUCUUUCCAGAUUGCACAACUUUCUCCCCACACACACAGGCAUGAAAUUAUGUAUUGGUAUUUCUAGUCUCCUCCUACCCAUGCAUGAAAUAAAUUGAAACAAUAGCAUUUAUUGUGAA